AGAGCCAGAGCGGCGGGAGCCGGUCCUGGGCGCGUUGCCCCGGGAGCGCCCGUCGUCCGGGCAGAGCGCAGCCGCAACCGCGACCACAGCCGCAGUCGCUUUCCAGCCUGCCUUCGGUGCGCAGCGGGGGAACAGGGCUAGUGCAGCCGCCGGAGGGGGGCACGGGCUCCUCUCCCAUCCCAGAGCUACUGGGCUGCCCUUGCUGUCCUCGCCGCCCCAGCAGACCCCGGCCGGACCUGCCACCUGCGCCCUGGUUGCGCCAUGGAUCCUUCGGAAAAGAAGAUAUCGGUGUGGAUCUGCCAGGAAGAGAAGCUGGUGUCCGGCCUCUCCCGCCGCACCACUUGCUCCGACGUUGUGCGAGUGCUUUUGGAGGACGGCUGCCGGCGGCGACGGAGACAGCGGCGGAGCCGGCGGCUGGGGUCGGCCGGCGACCCGCAUGGCCCGGGAGAGCUGCCCGAACCCCCGAACGAGGACGACGAGGACGACGACGAGGCGCUGCCGCAGGGCAUGCUGUGCGGGCCCCCGCAGUGCUAUUGCAUCGUGGAGAAGUGGCGCGGCUUUGAGCGCAUCCUCCCCAACAAGACGCGCAUCUUGCGCCUCUGGGCUGCCUGGGGCGAAGAGCAAGAGAAUGUGCGCUUCGUGCUAGUGCGCAGCGAGGCAUCGCUGCCUAACGCCGGCCCCCGCAGCGCCGAGGCGCGCGUAGUGCUGAGCCGAGAGCGCCCCUGUCCGGCCCGCGGGGCCCCGGCGCGGCCCAGCCUGGCCAUGACCCAGGAGAAACAGCGGCGAGUGGUGCGCAAGGCCUUUCGCAAACUGGCCAAGCUCAACCGGCGGCGCCAGCAGCAGACACCGUCGUCCUGUUCGUCCACUUCGUCGUCCACUGCCUCGUCCUGCUCUUCGUCGCCGCGGACCCACGAGAGCGCGUCGGUGGAGCGCAUGGAGACGCUGGUGCAUCUGGUGCUUUCCCAGGACCACACAAUUCGCCAGCAGGUGCAGCGGCUCCACGAGCUGGACCGCGAGAUCGAUCACUACGAGGCCAAGGUGCACCUGGACCGCAUGCGGCGUCACGGGGUCAACUACGUGCAGGACACUUACUUGGUUGGGGCAGGCAUCGAGCUCGACGGGUCCAGACCGGGAGAGGAGCCAGAAGAGGUGGCGGCGGAGGCGGAGGAGGCGGCGGCGGCGCCCCCUCUAGCCGGCGAGGCGCAGGCGGCGGCGCUGGAGGAGCUGGCCCGGCGCUGCGACGACUUGCUGCGGCUUCAGGAGCAACGGGUUCAGCAGGAGGAGUUGCUGGAGCGCCUUUCAGCCGAGAUUCAGGAGGAACUCAACCAGAGGUGGAUGCGACGGCGCCAGGAGGAGCUGGCGGCGCGGGAGGAGCCCCUGGAGCCCGACGGUGGCCCCGACGGCGAGCUGCUGCUGGAGCAGGAACGGGUCAGGACGCAGCUCAGUACCAGCCUUUACAUUGGGCUGCGGCUCAACACGGACCUAGAGGCCGUCAAGUCGGACUUGGAUUACAGCCAGCAGCAAUGGGACAGCAAGAAGCGCGAGCUACAGGGCCUUCUGCAAACUUUGCACACUUUGGAGCUGACGGUGGCACCGGAUGGGGCUCCUGGCUCUGGCAGUCCCUCGCGGGAACCUGGGCCUCAAGCCUGCGCCGACAUGUGGGUGGACCAGGCCCGUGGACUGGCCAAGAGCGGUCCUGGCAACGACGAAGACUCGGAUACGGGACUGAGCUCUAUGCAUAGCCAAGACUCGGACUCCUUGCCCAUGUGCGAAUCCCUUGUGUAGGGGUGGGGGGCGGGGGGCGGGGGGCGGGAACAGGGGGAUUCUUUUUUCUUGCAGAAUGCAGUGGGCCAGCCGGCUCGCGGACUUGAAACCAGGCUGUUGCGAGCCCAGAGCUCCGGCUGGGCAGCAGCGCUCUGCGCAGCCUCGCGCUCAUCUGGCUCCGGGGUGAGUGCAGAGCAGGGUGAGGGUAGAAGAAGUAGGAUCCUCAAUACAAGCUCAUUAAAGAGAGGGAAGGAGGGAGGAGGCAAGAACCCCCUAUACUGGAAAACAAACAACCCAAGGAAAUUGACGUGGUCCGAGCCCAUUUUCAAAGUAAGGAAGUAUAAUGGAGAUUUCGCUACUCUUCUGUAUGGGAAGGACUGAUGGCAGCUAGAACUUUAGUUUGUGGUAUGAAGUGCUUUAAAAGAAACACUUGGAUGAAAAGGAAAUUCCUUGAAUGUUAAUUGUGACUGUAAACGUGUUAAAACUAGCCAAAGAGGACGCACUGGUGUCGGUCUCUGCCUUUCUUACCUCUUUGAUAAAACCCAUAGGCACCAAAAUCCUGGCUGUUUACAUUUCUGCAGAUUUGGGAAUUACCCAUCUGCUAAAUCAUUUGUCUUUUAUUUUCUUUCAAAGGCUAAACUGUAUCGAAGUCUAACCCUGUAUUUCCUCCUAGUAAACACAAUAGAUGUUAAAAGGGAAUUCUUUUCCCAAAAUAACCUUUUAUUAUUACAAAAGCCAAACAUAAUCAUUUGAGAUAUAAAAUCCUGGCAAACAUAAUCGUGGUUAAAAUUUAAUCUGGGCCCUUUGGGAUCUGUCCCUUCAAAGGCAGGUGAGUUGCCCUUUAAUUCGUAUUGCCACUUCAUUGACUCAAUCACUGUUAUUUCAGAAAAAAAUAAAAGGAAGUAGCAGAAUUCAAGUUACGCAAAACAAAACUUGCUGUCUAACAAGCACUCUUUGAAAGCAAAGAUGUUUUAGUGUUCAGCUUUUAAAUUGAGCUAUGUGAUUAAAACCAACCAUGACCUUAACGGAUUUUACCCAAA
Messenger RNA from Homo sapiens (human), 2804 nucleotides. RefSeq names its product Ras association domain family member 10 (gene RASSF10). Gene Ontology annotation, cellular component: spindle pole; cytosol; centrosome. Lineage: Eukaryota; Metazoa; Chordata; Mammalia; Primates; Hominidae. The record is from RefSeq and is marked validated. The transcript has a single exon. Bases 262 to 1785 code for a protein of 507 amino acids. Gene Ontology annotation, biological process: signal transduction; positive regulation of neurogenesis; positive regulation of neural precursor cell proliferation.